Camelina sativa (false flax) is the source of this 1578-nucleotide messenger RNA. RefSeq lists its product as uncharacterized. Gene Ontology annotation, biological process: biosynthetic process. The record is from RefSeq and is a predicted model, not a curated record. Gene Ontology annotation, molecular function: L-kynurenine:2-oxoglutarate transaminase activity; pyridoxal phosphate binding. Gene Ontology annotation, cellular component: cytoplasm. Lineage: Eukaryota; Viridiplantae; Streptophyta; Magnoliopsida; Brassicales; Brassicaceae.
AGUUGCAACUACUCUGAAGGAAAAUUCCUAAAUCUCGGAAUCAAACCCUAAAAAGCUUAUCUUUUUUUGUGGUAAUGCAGCAGAGUCAAUGUACCUGGACACAAACGGUGUGAUACUCAGACAUUUUACCUUCAAAUCCUCACUUCUCCCAAUCACGACUCAUUCCCGACGAAGCUACGCGAAUACCCAUCGUUCAACUUCAACCGGAGCCACCAUGACCACCACAUUUUCGACUCAGAACGAGUCGACUCAGCAAACUCAGAAACCCGUCCAGGUGGCUAAGCGAUUAGAGAAGUUCAAGACUACUAUUUUCACUCAGAUGAGCAUAUUAGGUGUGAAACACGGAGCGAUCAAUUUAGGCCAAGGCUUUCCCAAUUUCGACGGUCCUGAUUUUAUUAAAGAAGCUGCCGUCCAAGCCAUUAAAGAUGGUAAAAACCAGUAUGCUCGUGCAUACGGCGUUCCUGAGCUCAACUCUGCAAUUUCUACCCGGUUUCAAGAAGAUACAGGUCUCGUUGUUGAUCCGGAGAAAGAAGUCACUGUCACAUCUGGUUGCACUGAAGCCAUAGCUGCAUCAAUGUUGGGUUUAAUAAACCCUGGAGAUGAAGUCAUUCUCUUUGCACCAUUCUACGAUUCCUAUGAAGCGACGCUCUCUAUGGCUGGUGCUAAAAUAAAAGGAAUCACUUUGCGCCCACCUGACUUCUCUAUCCCUUUGGAAGAGCUCAAAGCUGCGUUUACUAAAAACACCCGAGCCAUCCUCAUGAACACUCCACACAACCCAACGGGGAAGAUGUUUACAAGAGAAGAGCUUGAAACCAUUGCAUCCCUCUGCAUUGAGAACGAUGUGCUUGUGUUCUCUGAUGAAGUGUACGACAAGCUUGCUUUUGAAAUGGAUCACAUUUCCAUAGCUUCUCUUCCUGGUAUGUACGAAAGAACUGUGACCAUGAAUUCCCUUGGAAAGACUUUCUCUUUGACCGGAUGGAAGAUCGGUUGGGCGAUUGCACCACCUCAUCUGACUUGGGGAGUUCGACAAGCACACUCUUACCUCACGUUCGCCACAUCAACACCAGCUCAGUGGGCAGCCAUUGCAGCUCUCAAGGCACCAGAGUCUUACUACAAAGAGCUGAAGAGAGAUUACGCGGCGAAAAAGGAGAUUCUGGUUAAGGGUUUGAAAGAAGUCGGGUUUACAGUGUUCCCAUCAAGCGGGACUUACUUUGUGACCGCGGAUCACACGCCAUUUGGACUGGAGAACGAUAUAGCCUUCUGUGAGUAUCUUAUUGAAGAAGUUGGAGUCGUUGCAAUCCCCACAAGCGUCUUUUAUUUGAAUCCAGAAGAAGGGAAGAACUUGGUUAGGUUUGCCUUCUGUAAAGACGAAGACACUUUGCGUGGUGCAAUUGAGAGGAUGAAACAAAAGCUAAAGUCAAAAGUCUGAAGUUUGAAUUAGUAAACCACCUCCCUAUUUUUAUUGUUGUUGUGUAGUAGUAGUACCUUGUGUUCGUAGUUUUUCUUCGGUUCCAUUUCAUGAGAGACUUUGAAUCAGCAAAGCAAAUUAAUAAAGUUUGACGUUAUUAAAUGGCUAGA